Messenger RNA from Rhipicephalus sanguineus (brown dog tick), 1164 nucleotides. Its product is annotated as golgin-45-like. The record is from RefSeq and is a predicted model, not a curated record. Gene Ontology annotation, cellular component: Golgi membrane. Gene Ontology annotation, biological process: Golgi to plasma membrane protein transport; Golgi organization. NCBI's taxonomy places the organism in Eukaryota, Metazoa, Arthropoda, Arachnida, Ixodida, Ixodidae.
UGAGUGUGCGGAGUGACGGGGAUGGCAUGGAGUCCUUACCACGAGGACAUUCCAGUCCCCGUGAGGAGGCGCGAGCCAAAAUUUGUGCCCUAUGAGCCAUACAAGGCUGCGGUCACUCCCGUACGUGAGAUGGACACACGCUGCAGAACCCGGUUGGCGGCGCUGGAGAUCCCCUUCCCCUUGCAUCACCCGCCUGGUGGUGGUGAGGAGCCGCCCUUGCUGGCAGUGGUGCGGGAAGUGCCUGAGGGCACUCCACCUUCCUUCCUCCCAGGGGGCCCCUCGCAGCGGCUGCUGCACGAAGCACACCAGUGCACUCAGGAUCUGCAGGAGCAGCUGCGGGUCCAGGUCGAGGUGAACCGUGAGCUGAAGAAGUUGCUUGUGGCUUCUGUGGGUGAAGACCUGGAAGCACGUGUGCACUUCCUCAGUGAGGACAAGGCACAGCUGGCCGCAGACGUGCGAGCGUACGCACAGCGUUUGAGCCAGGGCCGAGAGGAGAUUGACCGGUUGGCUAUCCAUGCAGACGUCUGGCGCUCAAAGUUCCUGGCUGCCAGCCUGCUGGUGGACGAGCUGGCCAACUGCAAGGCCCGGCUGAUGCGCCAGUGCGAUGACUUUCAGGAGGCAUUGCAGUGGAUGGCCAGUGAGCACGAGCAACUUGAGGCCAACCUGACGGCCACUUGUCGGCUGUUGGCCAAGUUGCAGGGAGAGGUGCCCAGGGAUCCAACACCGUGUGAUGUGUUGCAGCUGAGUGCGCAGGCACAGCGGGCAGCACGCAGCCUGUGUCAUCAGAUGGCAGCACGUGGCGGCAGUGCAAACCUGCGGCUUGGCCCAUCACCUGUGGUUUGUUCCACCCCAGCUGAAAGCUUUGCCCAGCGUACCGAUUGCGCCUACGAGACGCUGAAGCGCUCAUUCACGUCAAGCGCCGCUCACUCUGCCCUUGAGUCCAGUAUCUCCUCCAGUAAUGAAUUGGUGGCCCAUCAUGGUAGCACUAUAGCAUGUUGCCGUCACUGCUCAGGCCACCUGGAGACUAUCUGACACCUGGAAUGAUUGAGCCACAUGCUGACUUUAGUGGUGUACCGAGUACAAAUAUUGAACAUGUGCCAAUUAUGAUGCUCCGAGUAAUGUUUUAAGCUUUCAAAUUUUCAUGAAUAAAUAGUUUUUAAUCUA